CAAGUUUAGUACAUAAGAAUAUAUUCGUUCAAUUUUGCAAAGUUCAUUCUUUUCAGUUUAAACAUAGAUUUUUUAAAUUAUUGAUUUUCAAGCAGCUUGCUAUAAAGUAAUGAACUAGAUAUAUACGUAAAUACUAAUAUAGAUUAAACUGACAGGAAUAUAAGUAAACUUAACAGAAUAAAUUGAAUAUCAACUGUUAAACAAAAUGGCGACUAGAGGAUUUAGUACAGAUAUAUUAUCUGAUGAAACAUUUGAUUUACUGUGUACAGUGUGUAAAAACAAGGGUAAGAAUACAGAAGCUGCAAAAUAUUGCACAGAUUGUGCAGACUAUUAUUGUACGACCUGUGUCAAAGUGCACGACGAUGUACCAUUACUGAAAGGACAUAAAAUUCUUGAUCAGGGGAAAGCAAAGACUGGCACUAGGAAACAGCUGCCUGUGGUCCCAACAGAGAGAUGUGAUAGACAUGGACAUAAACCUGUGGACAUGUACUGUCAAAACCACGACAAUGUUGGAUGUGCAGCAUGCAUGGCUGUUGAACACAGGUCUUGCAAGGGUAUCUUUUACAUACCGGAAUAUAUCCAAAACAAUGUCACUUCAACUUCUACUCAAAACACUAAGAAGAAACUUGAAUCCACUGAGGAGACAUUGAAAAACAACCUCCAAAAGUUUGAGAAAGAAAAACAGAAUGUUUUGAAGAGGAAAUCUGAAUCUAUCGAAAAUGUCAGAAAGUUUAGGAGAGACAUCGAUAGAACGCUUGAUGAAAUGGAGAGGAAUUCUGUAGCUGAAAUAGAAGAUAGAUAUAAAGCUGUCUUACAACAAAUAGAAGAUGCCAUAGAAGCCCUCCAAGAAAACAAGAAGGAUGUUACAUCUGCACAAGAUACUUUGGCAUCUGCAGGCAAUAAUGUCUCUCAAGUGUUUGUUAGCAUAAAGAAGGGUCUUGCAGCUGCAAGCAAGGCAGACAAAUCACUUGAAGGAAGAAAACCUGGGAACCAGGACAAGGAGAUCAUCUUUACACCUGAUCAGAACAUACUUAGAAUGUUAGAAGAGUUAAAUUCACUAGGACAGGUUACACUGAUGGACACUUUACUUCAGACCAAAGGAAUGAAGAAAUUUUUUGUAAAGAGACCAUCAGAUACAGAGAAAUGUGAUAUUUUUAGUUCCUGUUUUCUAUCAGAUGGAACAGUAAUACUUAGUGAUAACAACAACAACAAGCUCAAACGUUUGGACAGUUAUAAUUACUCUGUUAGAGAUCAUUAUGUCCUUCCUGGACAACCUUGGCAAGUGUGUCCAAUCAACAACCAGGAAGUUGCAGUGAGUACACGGAGCCAGUCAGAAAUAUUGUUUGUAACAAUUGGAAAUAAAAUGACCAAAAAAUCAACAAUGAAAUUCGGCUUUAACUGUUAUGGUCUAGCUUAUGCUGGGGACAUUCUGUACAUUUCAGAUCAGAAAACAACAGUGUACAUGUAUUCAUUAUCUGGACAAAAGUUGAAGCAGUGCAGUAUUGAUCAGUCAAUACAGAAUGUAAUCCAUAGUCUAGCAGUCAGUAAGGAUGGCUCUAAGAUUUAUGCUGCUAUUCCUGAUAUAGGUCUGAUUGUUCUGGACAACACAGGGAAGGUGGUGAAGACUUUCAAUAAUCCAGAGCUGUAUGGUGCCUGUGACUGUCAUGUUACUGAUAGAGGAAGUGUCCUUGUAUGUGGAUAUGGGUCCAACAAUGUGCUGCAGUUCACACCUGAUGGUGAGCUGAUGGGAGAGGUGGUCAAGUCUGAUAGAUGUCAGACUGUCUGCUGCAAUCAGCAAAUGACCAAAAUGAUUGUUGGCAAAGAGCAAAAUGAAAUUGAAGUGUAUGAUUUGGUUUAAAAGUGGGUUAACAGAAAAUGAUUAUUAUGUCAUAAUUAAUGUUAUUCUUAUGAAGAAUAAGUCUUGUUUGUCAAUAUAAUUUUUAUGCACAAAUU
Messenger RNA from Mercenaria mercenaria, 1953 nucleotides. RefSeq lists its product as uncharacterized. Gene Ontology annotation, biological process: positive regulation of DNA-templated transcription. Gene Ontology annotation, cellular component: nucleoplasm; chromatin. The record is from RefSeq and is a predicted model, not a curated record. Gene Ontology annotation, molecular function: ubiquitin-protein transferase activity; zinc ion binding. The transcript is spliced from 2 exons. NCBI's taxonomy places the organism in Eukaryota, Metazoa, Mollusca, Bivalvia, Venerida, Veneridae. Bases 206 to 1858 code for a protein of 550 amino acids.